Molecule: messenger RNA, 1175 nt
Organism: Beta vulgaris subsp. vulgaris (sugar beet)
Lineage: Eukaryota; Viridiplantae; Streptophyta; Magnoliopsida; Caryophyllales; Amaranthaceae
Product: zinc finger protein ZAT10
Exons: 1
Coding region: 253-981 (242 amino acids)
Molecular function (GO): DNA-binding transcription factor activity
Source: RefSeq, a predicted model, not a curated record
AAAUUUGCCUGAUCUACUUAGCCACCACCUCUCCUUUCCCACUCCCCUACUACUCUUAGUUGACCGACUUCACUUCUCUUACCAACUCUUCUCUCCCUCCUUUAUAUAAUUUCCCCAUCUUCUUCAACUUCUCUCACAAUUACACAAUACCAACAAUUACAACACAACACAACUUUCUCACUCUUCUCUCCACUUAUUCCUCAACCAAAACCAACUUCCUCUACAAGACUACAAUACAACAACCUUCUUAACAUGGCUCUUGAAGCACUAAACUCAUCCACACCACCCUUAAACACAGAUGAAAACAUGCUCAUGACGAAGAAAAAACGAUCAAAGCGACCUCGCCUCGACUCAUCCCCGCCUUCCGAGGAGGAGUACCUCGCCUUAUGCUUAGUCAUGCUCGCUCGAGGCGGAAGCGGAAGCGGUUGCGACGUCGAAACACAAUCCUUAAAGCCAAACCCACCACCGAUCAUCACAACAUACAAGUGCGGCGUUUGCGAUAAAGAGUUUUCCUCUUACCAGGCUCUAGGAGGUCAUAAGGCCAGCCACCGUAAACCAUCUGUAGUAGUAGACGGAUUAACAGCCGCAACUGCAAGCGUAACCGCAACAUCAUCAUCCUCCACCUCUACUGGCGGAGCUAAAACUCACGUCUGCUCAAUCUGCCAUAAGUCUUUCCCUAGUGGCCAGGCCUUAGGCGGUCACAAGCGGUGCCACUAUGAAGGCGGAACUAAUCAUAAUAAUAACAAUAAUAAUCAUAAGAGUAUUUGCGCCGCUGCUAAUUCUGCUGCAUCUGACGGCGCCGUCGCAACGUCAACUAUCACAAAUAGUCGGCUGGAUUUCGACUUGAAUUUGCCGGCGUUACCUGAUAGUUUGACCGUUGACUUUGAUGGAGUUAAGAAGAUUAAUCAAACUCCAUUUGAACAAGAAGUUGAAAGCCCACAUCCAUCGAAGAAACCUCGCCCGUUUAGUCUUGAUUAUUGAUUCAUUAUUAUUGGUUGAUUGAUUUAUGUAGUUUAUUAGAGUUAAAUACAUAUUCAUCUUUUUUUUUUAAUUGGGUAGUUUUGUAUAUAUAUAGAGUUUGAUUCUUGCAAUUAUUAUUAUUACUGUUAAAAAUUAUUGUUGGGUGAGAUAUUAUUAUUGUUAUUGAAUAAAAAAUAGAAAAAUAUUUUGAUUAA